AUGGGUGUCAAUUGGAUAUUUGUUGUUUCCAGUCUUUGUGCCAUUGGCUACGCCCAGGGCACACAGCAUGUACUCGGCUCGCCCAGCUCACUCAGUUUAUCUGGGAACUCGUACCAGUGCCAGAAUGAGCCAAAUCCAAGAACCUUAGGUGUAACACCCUCAGUGGUCUGCACAGACUCGUCGCAAGAUAACCACAACUGCUCCUGCACGUGUACGAACGGUAUUAUCUUCGAACAACCUCUUGAGUCCUCACUUCAGGGCACGAGACGAAGACGUGGCCGGCGGGAAGAGGAAUUCAGGGCCGAUCUGGAGCAGAAAGAGCAACAAAGUCUCAAGCAGGAAGAAGAGCUCAAGGCCGAACUCGCGCAUAAAGACGAUGAAUAUCUCCAGCGGGAACAGGAUGCCAAAAUUUUAUACCACAAGAGCGAAAAACACUCAUCAACUAUCAUGGCUGCUACACCAGACGAGGAGUUAUUCGAGAAUGUCGCUCCACGUGAUUACGCCUUUUUCGCUGUUGGGGGCACCACUUGUUGGUGUGGGAAGAUCAUGACCCUUCCGCAGGUUGCUAUCAGCAGUCAGGAGUGUAAUUACAAGUGCAGUGGCGAUCCUAGUCAAAAGUGUGGCGGUUUGGACAGAUCAAGUUGGUACUCUAAAAAAGUCUAA
This is a messenger RNA of Exserohilum turcica Et28A, 663 nucleotides long. RefSeq lists its product as uncharacterized. The transcript is spliced from 5 exons. The record is from RefSeq and is a predicted model, not a curated record. NCBI's taxonomy places the organism in Eukaryota, Fungi, Ascomycota, Dothideomycetes, Pleosporales, Pleosporaceae. The coding region runs from base 1 to 663 and encodes 220 amino acids.